Messenger RNA from Schizosaccharomyces cryophilus OY26, 2632 nucleotides. Its product is annotated as mRNA cleavage and polyadenylation specificity factor complex subunit Pta1. Gene Ontology annotation, cellular component: mRNA cleavage and polyadenylation specificity factor complex. The transcript has 3 exons. Lineage: Eukaryota; Fungi; Ascomycota; Schizosaccharomycetes; Schizosaccharomycetales; Schizosaccharomycetaceae. The record is from RefSeq and is a predicted model, not a curated record. The coding region runs from base 95 to 2290 and encodes 731 amino acids.
GGAGGAUGCAAAGAUUGGCAGUAUUGUUACAUUUCUGAACCAUAAAAGCGAUAUUUAAUUAAAUAAGAUAUCAAGGUCUCUCUCUUAAAUUGGUAUGGAACAGCCAGAGGCAGAUGAGCAUAUAGCGCGUCUUAAUCAAGCUCGCGACAUUGUCAAGGAGGAUGAAAGCCUUUUUCCCGAAAUUGUAAAAAACAUUCUUUCUGUUGCAAACUAUUCUGAUUACAGGUAUAAAAAAUGGAUGUCGAGUUUUUUAUGGUUUGGGUUUUCUAGUAAAAAGGUCGACUUUGAUCAAAAAGUUGAAUUGGCUGUCGCUUGCUUGGAGACAAUAAAUACUCUUCUUUCUUUUGAUAAUAAAGAUGUGAAAAAGGACAUAAUCUUAUGCUCUUGUACACUGUAUCCACUCGUUUUCUUUCACUGUUGCAUAUUCCCGGACGACACUCAUUCUUGGGAAGCAAUAUCAAAAGUAAAGCAGGAAAUAUUUUCCCUAUUCGAUUCUUCUACCAAUCAUCUAAAAAUUGCAUGUGUUAAAUUUAUCUCUUCCGUCAUUCUAGCUCAGUCAUCCGGCAUUCGAGAUCCUCGUUUAGUUACAAAGUCUGAUGUAUCACUUUCCAAGGUCCCUACAAAUCACCCAUUUUUGAAUCCUACUUCUUUGAAGCAGGAAUCUUUCGACCUUCUUCAAAAACUGUUUACCGUGUUUUCGUCUAAGGCACCAAGCCCUCUUUUUAUUACGAGUGUGCUCAACGUGCUUCCAGUAAUCUCAAAAAGAAGAAAGGAGCUCGGUCCUUUCAUUGUUGAAAGCCUGUUGGAGUUUCAUUUACCUAGUCCCAAAGAAACUAGUGAAGAGCCCGGUACAUUGGACAAGCUUGCCCGUCGUUGUAUUGAAAAAAACUUGAGAAUAACUUUACUUCAUUUAGUUAAAAAUGCUGGAAUCUCUUCUUCGCUUAUAGAAAAAAUACAUGCAUAUCUUUCUGGUCAAAUCUAUCAAAGUAAAACAGAAGAGCAUGCAAAGAAGCGACAAGCUCCGGUACCAGAUUUCAUAUCUUCAAAACGUGCUAAGUCUACUGCAGUGCAGAGUUUAAUGGACAGGAUACAGCCUCGUGCUCUUGAAGAAGAUAAUGCCGCUUUAAACAACCCUUUAGUCAAUAUCUUUGCUUCACAAGCAGCCACGAAUCCAUUGGCUAGUUUUGAUGUGACGGCAAUUCCAGUAGAAGUCGUUACAGAGAUCGUACUGGCUUGUCUUCGUCAACUAGAUAAUGAUUACUUUCAUCAACAAAUUAAUAUGCUUCGUGAGCGAGUUCGUUCUUUAUCUGAGCCUGAGACGUUGGGGUUGGAUCAAGAAGUUGACGAAGAAGAAGAUGAUGACUAUGAGCCUCCUGAGGUUGAUGUUCAGACAAUUAAUGCAAGCGUCGAGCGGGAAGCGGCUAGAUUUGAAGGUGUCACUCCUUCGGCUGUCAAUAUAGAUACCUUUGAACUACCAACUCCGGAAACCCUCUCACCUAUGGCAAUUUUAGAGUACUUCCACAGUUCCUUGUCACGUCUUUUUGACUAUUCAUCUCAGUUUGAAAGAACUAUUGUUUCUUCUUCAAAUUUGCAAAAUCUUACAUUAGAGAAUGUAGAUAAUACUGUUUGGGAUAAACAUCAUUGGUCUCUUCUACUUCCCAGGUUGUGUACUCGUGGCUUGAGUAAUUAUCAACCUGUUAACUCUGACGAACAGCAAGGACAGAGCUCAUUUACUUUGUCUUCCUUCGUGCGAGGACAAUUAUUCACAUAUAUAGCUUCGAACUGGAGAGCUUGCACCAAUUUAACACUGAAUUGGCUUUCGGAGGAAUGGUAUAAUGACCGUCUUAUGAUGGAGAAUGAUACGAAUGAAGACAGCUUUGUCAAAUGGGAAGGGCCACAAUAUGAAAGAUGGGCUUUACGUGUAAUCGAUAGCGUACUUCCUUAUCUUGAAAUGAAAGACAAAGUGUUUAUGAUUUUUCUGUCAGAAUUGCCUGAGCUUACAGAUGCUAUGAUUGAAAAGAUAAAGUUUAUAUGUCUCGACCCUGACAAGUCGAAACUUGGUUUUAUGACUUUACAAUAUCUGAUUAAAUUUCGAUUACCGGCGAGAAACCAAUGCUUGGAUCUGUUACAAAAAAUGUGGUGGGAAAAUGAUGAUGUUCGCAAAUCUGCGCAAACUUUGUUGGAACGAUGGCGACCUGGUUUUGUCAAAUCAGCAUCCGAAGAAUUGUCUCAGUCUAAUUCGCAACCUGCAGACGGGGAAUCGAAAACCUCAGAGGAAGUUGGCGCUUAAUAAAAAUUAGCAAUCGUUCGGAUAAUGCGUUGGAAGGUUAAUGCCGUAUAUAUAAGUUAUAUCAUUUUUGUGGAUUGAUAUCCUUUUAAGUUUUUUUUCUUAGUAUCAUGCUAUUUAUGUUGUUGUUGUACAUAAUACGUCGAGAGCUCUUACAAUGAAUAGUGUUGAAAUAACUUUUUAUGCAGCUUUUUAGAUUGUAACAGUCGGGGUUUCCAUACGUGCUAAUUACUCUAUUGCGAACCUGCGUCAACGGGUUCCUGAAACCAUCAGUUCAUAUGAGAGCACACACUUCCAUACUUUUACACGUUGUAACUAGCUUUAGUUAAUAAUGAACAGUCUAGC